CCAAUGCAAUGUAAACGUGGAGAGAGGUGUUUAAUGAGUCCUCAAAAAUUGGGUGUGGGAAAUGCAGGCUGCUUCGGUGUUGUGAUGGCGUGCAAUGAAUAUGAAAAGCUUUAGCCAACUGUCCCCUCUCUCUUGCAUCAGCUUUGUAACACAAGAAGUUAACUAAGAUUCUUUGCUUUUGAAUACUGGCCGUCGGAUGCAUCUGAAUGUGUUCACUAGUUGUUCCCAUAGGACGGGAGAAACUAUGCAGUCUGGGAAUUUAAUCUAUGUUUUCACAAAUUAGACCGCCGCUCAGCACGUUCCAAAUCUGUCUUUUUAUUGAACGUAAAACACAGCUGGAACGUAGAUGUGUUUCAUGAAUCCAAGUUGAAUUUUGUGUGAAUAAUUCACACUGCUCUGAGAUCUAUUACUGGGAAAGCAUUUCUAUGUACAUGAGUUAGAUUUUAGGUAGAAUUGGUUACCAACGUCAAGAAUGGCUUUGAUAUCUCAGUCUGCCUUUCGAGCGAACUUGUGUCAAUGUGGACAGAAAGAGAUUCGUAUAGGGUCGAAGCAGAGUUCUUGGGCACACACACUUGCAUUUAAUAACCCUUCAAGUUUAACAUGUUCUCGUCUUAAACCCAAACACAUCCAACCUUAUAAGAUUAAGAAGAUUCGUUCACCAAUACGUAUGACGUUGGUUGAUGACAAACCUCGAUUGAGCCAGAAAACAUCUCCUCCUGCAGGAGUCUUGGCUUAUGAUCUUGUACAAGGAGCACUGGUUAGGUGGAGUAUGGUUGAUAGAUCAGUGCCUGAACCGCCAACAGCAGUUCUUCUUCAUGGAAUUCUUGGUGGAAGGAAGAAUUGGGGAUCCUUUGCUAGGAGACUUGCUAGGGAAUUUCCGACAUGGCAGUUUCUUCUUGUAGAUUUACGAUGCCAUGGUGACUCAGCAUCCAUUCCAAAGCCUGCCCCUCACACUGUUGCAUCCGCUGCACAAGAUGUUUUGCAGCUGGUUGGACAACUUAGACUUACUCCCCGUGUGCUGGUCGGUCACAGCUUUGGAGGAAAAGGAUGGAAUUGUGCAGUUGCCUUGAGCAUGGCAGACCAGGCUGCAAAGCCUCUUGCCCGACCGGUUAGGGUAUGGGUUUUGGAUGCAACUCCUGGAAAAGUUCAUGCUGGUGGAGAUGGUGAGGACCAUCCAGCCGAGUUAAUUUCUUUACUAUGUCAAAUGCCUAAGCAGGUUGCAUCGAAGCAUUAUGUUAUCGACACCCUUGUUCAGAAUGGCUUUUCUAGGGAGAUUGCUCAGUGGAUCACCACAAGCCUCCGACCAGUGAACUCUUUUGGCACAGCAAUAACAGGAUUUCAAUGGGUUUUUGAAUUGCAAGGGAUUGCGGAAAUGUAUAGAUCUUAUGAAAACACAAAAUUGUGGCAAGUAGUGGAGAAUGUUCCAGAGGGUGUACAUGUAGAUUUCUUAAGAGCAGAGAGAAGUCUCCACAGAUGGGCCCACGAAGACAUUCAGAGAAUACAUGCAGCAGAAGAAUUGGCUGCAAGUGAAGGGGCUGGGGUUCAAAUGCACGUGCUUGAGGAUUCAGGCCAUUGGGUUCAUGCUGACAAUCCUGAUGGGCUUUUCAGAGUUUUGGCUUCGUCAUUUGGGUAUUUUAAUCAGUAGUUUCAUUUGCAGUCACUUUCAACUAGAUUAUAUCUCAGUGGGGAAACAAAAUAUAUUUUCCUCAAUUGGUUAUAAGCUGACAGAGUCAUAACACUCCUUUUGAUAUUCAUCAUGUUGAUGAGUAUUAAUUAUGUCCAACUCGAUGCUGUAGCACUAGAAGGGGUUUCCUUAGAAGCUGGCCUCAGAUUGGCUGGCGAUUAUUCAAAAACAACUUAAUUCGAUCGACAACCUUUUAUUGGCUCAUUCUUUUCAGAUUCUUUCUGAUUCAUUUUCAAUAAAAAUGCAGGCAGUAUGUAUUUUUUUCCUACUA
Molecule: messenger RNA, 1955 nt
Organism: Cryptomeria japonica (Japanese cedar)
Lineage: Eukaryota; Viridiplantae; Streptophyta; Pinopsida; Cupressales; Cupressaceae
Exons: 14
Coding region: 473-1645 (390 amino acids)
Source: RefSeq, a predicted model, not a curated record